This is a messenger RNA of Bicyclus anynana (squinting bush brown), 1194 nucleotides long. RefSeq lists its product as uncharacterized. The coding region runs from base 322 to 1074 and encodes 250 amino acids. NCBI's taxonomy places the organism in Eukaryota, Metazoa, Arthropoda, Insecta, Lepidoptera, Nymphalidae. The transcript is spliced from 5 exons. The record is from RefSeq and is a predicted model, not a curated record.
AAUAUUAUACCGUCGUAUGUAUGUAUGUUGGAGCCCUAACCAUAACAAUCACUAGCGCAAUCGGAGAUGUAAAUCAAAACAAGAACGGACAAAGAAACAACCAGUUGUCCGGUGUACGGCUAUUGGAUACCACUAAACGAAGUGAUUAAUCAUCAAAAUUUAAUGAUUACUUAAUUAAAAAAUUUAUCAAUUUAUUUAAAGACUGCAAAUUGAAAAAUAAUAAUAAGUUUUUUUUGUUCAUUGAUUAAUGAUUAACCAUUGAUUAAUUACUAAAGUAAUGUCAAAUACAAUAAGUUAACAUGUGAAGUGAACAUAGCGGAAAUGAAUUGCAGCACCUUUGUUGUUCUUGUUCUUGGGUCCAUAUGUGUUGCUUUUACAAUACAGGCGACAGAUUUCCAAGAGAACCUAAUAAAUGGAUACCGCACCCUCAUCGCGGAUAUCCAGCUUAGGACGCAAAAGUCCCGCGAGGACAUGGACACCCUAGUGUCGCAGAUCAAGCUGCUGAUGAAGAACGAAGCAGACAAGGCCAUCAACUAUAUGACGGUGUAUCUUGAACAGAUAUCUCUAUAUUUUCAGGUAAUAAUUCACGAUCGCAAACCCCGGAACGGCACUUACUGUAAGGAGAGCAUUGUUAAAUUACUGGGAGAGAAUCUGCAGUUGGCUGAUGAAAAUGUUACGCUAUGCUUAGCUCUGGGCUAUCAGCGAGUACAACGUUUACCAGAGAAAUUACAAGUACACUUUGAAACAUUGGAGAAUCUCAAGAAAUAUUCGGCGUCGAAAUUAUUCGAGUGUCAGAAACAACAACAAGUGGGUGGCAACUGCUCUCACGAGAGUCAAGACCUUGAAAGGACUGUGUUUUUGUACGAAACAUCGCCAUUCCCAGUAGUGAUGUCUGAGAUAGCAAUACACGGCUUCAAAGAGGUGUCCGACCUAAGUGUCUGCCUCAAAGACAUCAUCUCGCGGAUGAUGACACAUUCAGUGAAAGUCAUCGGGGACUUCAAUAGAUGCAUUCACAACAUUGAAAUGCCAAAACUCAAGUAUCUGCUGAAGUUUAUGAAGAAAUAUGCCCGGUAAGAAUUGUAUGCUAAUUUCGUUUUUAAAAUUAAACUGAAAUAAAUAACAAAAUUUUGUUUGGGAUUAGUUUAACUAAGUGAUUGUUUUAGUUUUGUUACAAUUAUUUAAGUAAACCAAUGA